This is a messenger RNA of Plasmodium gallinaceum, 2820 nucleotides long. It is a transcript of the gene PK1, whose product is annotated as protein kinase 1, putative. Lineage: Eukaryota; Apicomplexa; Aconoidasida; Haemosporida; Plasmodiidae. Gene Ontology annotation, molecular function: ATP binding; protein serine/threonine kinase activity. Gene Ontology annotation, cellular component: cytoplasm. The record is from RefSeq and is a predicted model, not a curated record. The transcript is spliced from 2 exons. Gene Ontology annotation, biological process: protein phosphorylation; signal transduction. Bases 1 to 2820 code for a protein of 939 amino acids.
AUGGAUUUAAUAAAAAUAUAUAAAAAGAAUGAAAUAAUUAAAGACUAUGUAAAUAUUUAUUUUGAUGAUGAAAAGUUAAAAUAUAAUAGCAAAAAAAUAAGUUAUAAAAUUCUUCAUAUUAUCGGAAAUGGGGUAUAUGGUGUAGUAUAUAAGGCUGAUUGUUUAGAUAAUUGUAGUAUAGUUGCAUUAAAACAAACAUAUCAAAAAAAUGCAAGAAUUUUUAAAGAAAUUGAAAUUAUGAAAAAAUUAAAACAUCCUAAUAUUGUUAAAUUAAAGCACGCAUUUUAUACUACUACUUCUAAUGGUGUAUAUGUGCACAUGGUAAUGGAAUAUGGUAAUAUAGAUUUAGCAACAUCAUUAUAUUAUAUCACCAUAAAAGAUACUAAUGAAAUUAUUAAACAUUCAAAUAAAACUACUAAGAAUAAUAGUAUUAAAAAUAACUCUAUUAAUACUAAUAAUAUUAUUAAUACUACCACAACGUCUACUAUUCAUAUUAAUAAUAACAACAUCAAUGAUAAAAAUAAUAUUAAACCUAACAGUGACAUUAAUAAUAACAUCAAUGAUAAUAAUAAUACUAAUGAUAACAUUAGUGAUAAUAAUAAUAAGAAUAAUAAUCAUAUUACUAAUGAUAGUAAUAACAAUAAUAAUAUUGACUACAAAGUCAAUAAUACACAUAAAAAUGAAGAUGAUAAAUUUUAUACCAUUAUUAAUGAAAAGUGUAAUUUUAAUAAUGAUGACACAAAAAUAGAAUUGAAAAAUGCAAAAAACAAAAAUUCGAAUAAUUUUAAUAAUGUAAAUGAAAUUGAUCAUCAAAAUAAAGAAAAAAUUAUUAGCUCAUAUAAUGAUAAUAAUAAAAAUGUGAGCAACUGUAAUAAUUUAAUGAAUACUUUUCAUGCAAAUGUUCUAAAUGAAAAUAUAAAUAAUAUAUGCUCAUGUCAUAAUUUAAGUGAGUAUAUUAAAAAAAAUUUUCUUAAUCAGAAUCAAAUCAAAAUAUAUUUAUAUCAAUUAAUUAGAGCAACAUUAUAUUUACAUAGUCUUUGUAUUACACAUAGAGAUAUAAAACCACAGAAUAUUCUCAUUUUUCUAAACAAUUCAAAUAAUAAUAUUUCUAAUAAAAAUUGUGAUAAUGGAAAAUGCGUUGUUUGUGUGCAAAAUUCAUUAGAACACAAAUAUAUUAUCAAUAACAAAAUCGAAGAAAAAAGUUCAAGAAAUGAUAUAAAAAAUAAAAAAAUUAAUAAAAAUGUUAGCAUUGAUAUAAACAUAAAUAAGGAUAUUUGUGAAAAUAUAAAAAGUGAAGAAAAAAUUAUAAAUGAUAAAGAAAAUCGAAUGGGAAUAAGUAUGAAUAUAGAAAAUGUUAAUAAAAAAAAAAAUGAAAAUGUCGAUUUAAAAAAUGUAUUUGAAGAAGAUUGUGAUAAAUCUAUAAGAAGCGAUUAUACAUAUUCAAACGAAGAAAAUAAUAAAAAUAGAAUAAGAAUUGAUGAUUUAGGAAGAACUAUAAAAUCAAAAAAAAUAAAACUACAGGAAAAUAUUCAAAGGAAUGAUAAAAAAGAUGAUGAUUCUAUUUUUUCUGUAAGUUGUAAAAAGGAAAAUGAAAGAAAAAAAAUUUUUUUAGAAAAAUAUAAAAGCAUUUCUUUUUUUGAUGAUAAAGGAAAUAAUACUGAUAAUAAUAAUAAGACUAUAAAGGAGAAAAAGUACCGUAGCAAUAAUAGCAGAUGCAUACAAUUGAAAAAUAAACCAAACAAUGGUAUUUUAAAAAAUAAAAUAAAUAAUUUGAAUAAAUCUUUUGAAAGAAUAAGAAAAUCAAAUAGUAUGAUAAAUUUAAAUGAAGGAAAAUCUACUAAGUGGACAAAUGUAAAUGAUAAUUAUAUAUAUGCAACAAAUAAAGAUUUAAAAAGAAUUUUAAAACGGAGUAAAACAGAUAUAUCAGUAUCAAGAAUAAAUAACAAUUCAAAUAUUGAAAAAGUGGGAAAUGAUUUUAAUGAUAUAAAUAAUUAUUCUAUUAAUAAUGAAAAUAAUAUAGGAAAAAAAAAAAAAAAAGAAAUAAGAAAUCAAAAUUUAAGUGAUAUAGAUAUAUAUGAGCAAAAUAACUCAAGUAAAACGUAUAUGAGUAGUAUAAUGUACAAAUAUAUAAAGUUGUGUGAUUUUAAUACAUCUAUAAAAUUAAAAGAAAAUUAUAAAUACUUUAGUUAUGUAUGUUCAAGAUAUUAUAGAGCCCCAGAAUUAUUAUUUGGGUCUAAUUAUUAUAGUCAAGAAAUUGAUACAUGGUCAAUUGGAUGUGUUAUGGGAGAGUUAAUAUUAGGGAAACCCUUAUUUUUAGGAGAUUGUGCAUCAGAUCAAUUAGUGGAAAUUAUAAAAAUAUUAGGAACACCUAACGAUGAAGAUUUUUUAUCAUUUAAAAGUGUUUAUAAAAAUGUUAAAUUCCCAAAUAUAAAACCAAUAACUUUAAAAAAAUUAAUAAAUCAUAACUGCUCUAAAGACAGUAUUGAUUUGUUAAGUAAAUUGCUACAAUUUAAUCCCAAGAAGAGAAUCAAAUUAUGUAAUGCACUUCUGCAUAAUUACUUUGAUGAUAUUAGAAAUUUGAAAGUUUUUACAAUUUUUAAUAAACAAAUUAGUUCAGAUAAUAAUUUCUCUCUACCUUAUAAUACUAACUGUUUUAAUUUUACAAAAGAAGAAUUGUUACAUUAUACUGUAGAAGAAAGAAAAAUAUUAGUACCUUUAGAAGUAAGACAAAAAAAUUUUGAUGAAGUAAAGCAAUAUAUAAAUAUGUCAUUAGAAAAUUUUGAUAAACUUUACCCAAAUAAAAUUCAUUUAACAUGUUAG